Messenger RNA from Microcebus murinus (gray mouse lemur), 4243 nucleotides. It is a transcript of the gene HTR3A, whose product is annotated as 5-hydroxytryptamine receptor 3A. Gene Ontology annotation, cellular component: postsynaptic membrane. Lineage: Eukaryota; Metazoa; Chordata; Mammalia; Primates; Cheirogaleidae. Gene Ontology annotation, biological process: monoatomic ion transmembrane transport. Gene Ontology annotation, molecular function: transmembrane signaling receptor activity; extracellular ligand-gated monoatomic ion channel activity. The record is from RefSeq and is a predicted model, not a curated record.
ACCCGGAGAGGCAGGCUGGCUGGGACAUGAGGCUGGCAGCGGGCGGGCAGGCUGGCCCUUGGAGGGGCUCACCCUGAGCAGCCACUCGGAGGCACUCCCACGCGGGAAGCUCGCCAUGCUGCCGUGGGCCCGGCAGGCGCUGCUCACGCUGCUCCUCCCCACGCUGCUGGCACAGGGAGAAGCCCGGCGGCAGGGGAGCCCCCAGGGCCGGAACGCCAGCAGGCCCACGCUGCUGAGGCUGUCUGAUCACCUCUUGGCCAACUACAAGAAGGGGGUGCGGCCCGUGUGGAACUGGAGGAAGCCAACCACUGUGUCCAUUGACGUCAUCGUCUAUGCCAUCCUCAGCGUGGACGAGAAGAACCAGGUCCUGACCACCUACAUCUGGUACCGGCAGCACUGGACUGACGAGUUUCUCCAGUGGAACCCUAAGGACUUCGACAACAUCACCAAGCUGUCCAUCCCCACGGACAGCAUCUGGGUCCCGGACAUCCUCAUCAACGAGUUCGUGGACGUGGGGAAGUCUCCAAAUAUCCCAUACGUGUAUGUUCAGCAUCACGGUGAGGUCCAGAACUACAAGCCCCUCCAGGUGGUGACCGCGUGCAGCCUGGACAUCUACAACUUCCCCUUCGACGUGCAGAACUGCUCGCUGACCUUCACCAGCUGGCUGCACACCAUCCAGGACAUCAACAUCUCCCUGUGGCGCUCACCAGAAAAGGUGAAGUCGGACAAGAGCGUCUUCAUGAACCAGGGCGAGUGGGAGCUGCUGGGAGUGCUGACGCAGUUUCAGGAGUUCAGCAUGGAAAGCAGUGGCCGCUACGCAGAGAUGAAGUUCUACGUGGUCAUCCGCCGGCGGCCUUUGUUCUACGUCGUCGGCCUGCUGCUGCCCAGUAUCUUCCUCAUGGUCAUGGACAUCAUGGGCUUCUACCUGCCCCCGGACAGUGGCGAGAGGGUCUCCUUCAAGAUCACGCUCCUCCUGGGCUACUCAGUCUUCCUGAUCAUUGUGUCCGACACACUGCCGGCCACCGCCAUCGGCACCCCCCUCAUCGGUGUCUACUUCGUGGUGUGCAUGGCGCUGCUGGUGAUAAGCUUGGCCGAGACCAUCUUCAUCGUGCGGCUGGUGCACAAACAAGACCUGCAGCAGCCCGUGCCGGCCUGGCUGCGGCGCCUCGUGCAGGAGAGGAUCGCCCGGCUACCGUGCCUCAGGGAGCAGGCGACUUCCCACAGGCCCCCAGCCGCCUCCCAAGCCACCAAGCCUGAAGAUUGUUCAGCCAUGGGAAACCACUGCGGCCAUUUGGGAAGAUCUCUCAACUUGGAGAAGACCCCAAGGGGCAGAUGCAGCCCUCCCCCGCCCCCAAGAGGGGCCUCGCUGGCCAUGCGUGGGCUGCUGCAGGAACUGUCCUCCAUCCGGCACUUCCUGGAGAAGCGGGAUGAGAUCCGAGAGGUGGCCCGGGACUGGCUACAGGUGGGCUGUGUGCUGGACAAGCUGCUCUUCCGCAUCUACCUGAUGGUGGUGCUGGCCUACAGUGUCACCCUGGUCACACUCUGGUCCAUCUGGCAGUAUUCCUGAGUGGGUACAGCCCAGCAGGGGAGGAAGGUAUGGGGCUGUGUAGGAUGGGGACAGAGGAUUUCUGCUUAGGUCCUCCAAGGCCCAAGAGAUACCAGGGACAUCUUCAAAACACAGAGACAAUCCCAUCCCAUCUCCAGUGAAAAGUCAUCUGAGCAAUCUUGAGCCAGCAUCUGAACCCUUCCCCCCAAAACUUAAUGUUCAAGACCCUUCCAUCCUCUUCCCACCCGACUGCUCAUUAUGGCUUUAAAACAUGCUGUCUUAGAUCAAGAGAAACCUGAGCACUCCUGAACUUCACUCUACUUAUCUACAUAUCAAGCCUAAGUUUCCCCAAAGUCCCUUCUCUGAAUAAGGCACUUUGGAAUUCUGGUCAUCUCCCCCGACUUAGUUUUUAGGUUGAAGGCAAAACCAACUCUCUACUGCAGUAGGGUCUGACAACUCUGCACUAGGUUUGUCCAACCCCUAUGGCUCCUUCUUCACCUCAUCUGUGGCCACUUCCCUGAACACCAUCCAUAGAUGGUGGGAUGGGUGGGAGCAACAUAUUGGCAUGAACCCUUAGACUCUCUUCUCGACCCCUUGUCAGCAGCUUUGGGAAAAGAUUGCAUGGGCAGAUGAAAAGGUUUAAAGUUACUGGUAGAAAUGAGGUUUGGGAAUUUUCUCUAGCUCCAGCUGUUUGGUGCUUUCUGGCCCAGGGAUCUGGGAAGUGACCAAAUGGUAGCUGUUAUGAAUAAGAAUCAGUAGGAGGUAGAAUGUAAGGUAUGCGGGUCAGGACAAUGAACACUCAGCAGUGAGAGGAGGGAGGGAAAAGUUCAGUUCUGCAACUCCCUGGAGAGAUGCUGGAAGGAUCCAUGAGGUUCUGUUACUAUUCUAGGCUCAUGAUCUCUCAGGACAUCUGGGAGCAAGCUCUUUCCCUGCAAGAGUAUCUCACAAUUGGGGACAGGGGUGGAGUGGGGAGUACAAGAACUUCAGCACCACGGUCAGCACCAGUGGGUUUGGUGUUUGGGAAAUAGCAAGAAAGCCAAGGCUUGGAUUUACUUAUCUUCUUUGGAAACUGUCAGCAGUCAGCCCUUGGUGCAUCCACCAGAAAGCAGGACCAUGAGGGAGGCGGUCAGGAGAAUGGUCUUUGAUCUUGUGCCUCAUAUCCUGGCUCCCUCUCCCAGACAUCAGGGCUUAAGACAUGCCAAGGAACACCCCAACUCCAUUGCUCCAUCCACCUAACAAGCAUCCAGAGAAAAAGAAUGCUAGACUCCCCCAAGAGUGAUCUGUCUUAGCGUCCACAGUGUGUGAAUGAGGCUUUCUCUGGUUCUCCCGGUCUCACUGCGGCCGUAUCCCUCCCCUAUCUUGGGCUGCCUGUCGCUCUGCGUAAGGCACAGUGGAGAGGGACUAAUACUGCCAGGCUACAGGGAACAGACCCAAACGGGAUAUCUGGAAUGAGUUCUAACAUUCUCACUGUCUCCACAGUUGUUCCGGGCCAAUUAUUAAUAUAAGAGACUCUACAGUAUGAAACGCCCGAAACUAUACAUUCCCCUGACCCCAAACUCCGCAAUUCUAGUUCAUAAACCAUCCUGGAGACUGGGCAGACAGAGGGCAGAACCGUAGAACCUUGGAAGAUUCAUGGCUGAAAGAGCUUAGAGGCUGAGGAAGGGGUUUAUCUAGUUUAGCUUCUGUCAGCUGCUUCUCACCCCAGCUUCCCCAGCAUGCAGACAAACCCACUAAACACUGUCUCACUGGCUCAUCGUUCCUAAGACGAACUGGGAAUGAUUUCAUCUGCCACCUCCCUCCCAGGCAUAUGUACUUUUAAUAUCAGUGAUCGAGGAUUAGUUAUCUUCAUUUUUGUUUUGUUGAUGGGUAGGGAUCAGGGUCUCUCAGCAAAAAGCAAGAGAUUUGGGGGCUAGGGAUUGGCCCCCCUCACAGCUGUUGCCUCCUGCUGAGCAAAGUCCGGGCUAGAUGGGGGGAUUGUUCAAUACUCCUCUCUCAGCAUGGCCCCUGCAGCCCAUAGGUUGGAGCCUUGUCUUAGGACCCAAAGCAGCCCCAUUCCACGAGGACUUGCUUGGGCCAGCCAUGCCGUAGGUGAUUCUCAUGUCUCAGGCCAGAGGGACAGACAGGUGGACAGUCUGGCACUGCGAAUGCACCACUGGUCAGUAAGUGGGUGGCUAUUGGCGAAGUGUCCAACCAAAGAGCUAGUAAGACACUAAUCACACUAUUGAUCCUCCACCUCCCCCACCCACCCUUCACCCACAAUCAAUGGGGCAACAAAGCCCAGCAUCGAGGCAGCCAAUUAACCACCUCGAGAAUGAGCCGCCACAUGUAACAUCUUCUGCUCCAGUAGCUACAUCCAAUCAGCACAUCGAUCUAGCAUCUGGGCCGUGCUGCCCAGGGAUGGGAAACUGAGGCCCAAGGCCAGAGAAUGCCCCAGUGCACGAACUCCUGCCCAUCCAUACGAGGUUGGCCUUCUCCCAAGGAGACCUUUGCUCUGUCUGGGGUGUGAGAACACCCAGAAUUUCCCUCCCACUUGUUAUAUCUCCCAGAACCUGAUUCCUCCCCUCCUUUUGCCACUUCUCAUCGCCUCUCAUGCUUUCCUGAGCAGAGAGAGAAAACCAGAAACGCUUAUGUCUUCAUAAGUGUUUCUGAGAAGCUCAGCGAUUCUCCUCCUCCCCUCCCCUCCUCUCCUGCAGUCUU